UAUCCUUCCUUUGAUAUGCAAAUCUCCAGUAAAUGUAUUCUGAGUAUUUCAGAAAAUAGCAGCGCUGCUGAACAUCCUGGAGGAAACAGAGUUACAGAGAAUUGAGGAAGAGGAACCUGAAGGGCAGCAUGUUGGUUCUUAGAAAGAUAUUCAGAGUGAAUGAAGGAAUAGAGGGGAGAUUCCCCCGUCAAUUGGCAAUGGGUCUGAUGGACCAGCUCUCUGUAUAAAAGACAGGUCAGAUCAGACCUCAGACAUAGAACCAGAGCAUCAGCUAGACUUCUGACACUGAACCAGACCAGAGCAUCAGAGACCAGAGCAUCAGAGACCAGAACAUCAGAGACCAGAACAUCAGAUAUCACAACAUCAGAGACCAGAACAUCAGAGAAUAUCUCAGACAAUACAAUCUUCAGCAUCUCAACCAUCUCUGAACCAUGAAGACCUUGACUGCUCUCCUCCUCCUGGGACUGCUCUGCUCCCUCCAUACGACGUCUGCAGGUGUCAUCGCGUUGGAAAUGGCACCUGAAUGCUGUAUGAAAUUCAGCGCGAGGAUCCCUCUUCAACAUGUAGUUUCUCUCAGAACAACCUCCAGUAGCUGCCCUCGCAAAGCACUGAUUUUCACCACAAAGAAAGGGAAGACAUUUUGUGUUGACCCUUCUGAAGCCUGGGUCCAGAGUCAUGUGACCAAAAUUGAGAGCAGAUCGACUACUGCCAAGACGACGAUGAUGUCAUCAACCACCAUCACCCCCUAACACCUCAACCCUUGUUGGUGCACUUUAAAGGGAAUAGGUUGCCAUUAGUGACGCAAACCUUGUCAUGCAUGUCUGUACCCUAUCUGAGAUUGGUAUGGAUUAGGUUCAGUGUAAUGUACUAGGUUUAGGAUAUACUAAUUGUUUAUUUUUCUAUAACUGUAAACAUAUUUGACAUGUAACUAUUCAGUAACCUAUUUUAUAUUUUAUAAAGCCGUUGAAAACUUCAAACAUCCUGUGAAAGAGUGGUUCAUAUGAUUCAAUUAAUGUAUAAAUGGAUAUAUAUGGGUUGUAAUUAGGUCUAUUCUACUGGUAUAUAUAUUAAUGGGUUGUAACUAGGUCUAUUCUACUGGUAUAUAUAUUAAUGGGUUGUAACUAGGUCUAUUCUACUGGUAUAGAUAUUAAUGGGUUGUAACUAGGUCUAUUCUACUGGUAU
Oncorhynchus masou masou (cherry salmon) is the source of this 1182-nucleotide messenger RNA. Its product is annotated as C-C motif chemokine 13-like. The record is from RefSeq and is a predicted model, not a curated record. The coding region runs from base 432 to 749 and encodes 105 amino acids. NCBI's taxonomy places the organism in Eukaryota, Metazoa, Chordata, Actinopteri, Salmoniformes, Salmonidae. Gene Ontology annotation, biological process: immune response; eosinophil chemotaxis. Gene Ontology annotation, cellular component: extracellular region. Gene Ontology annotation, molecular function: chemokine activity. The transcript has 3 exons.